Homo sapiens (human) is the source of this 2539-nucleotide messenger RNA. It is a transcript of the gene FBXL22, whose product is annotated as F-box and leucine rich repeat protein 22. Bases 7 to 399 code for a protein of 130 amino acids. Lineage: Eukaryota; Metazoa; Chordata; Mammalia; Primates; Hominidae. Gene Ontology annotation, cellular component: Z disc. The record is from RefSeq and is marked reviewed. The transcript has 3 exons. Gene Ontology annotation, biological process: protein ubiquitination.
ACUCACAUGUGGCCACUGCUCACCAUGCACAUAACCCAGCUCAACCGGGAGUGCCUGCUGCACCUCUUCUCCUUCCUAGACAAGGACAGCAGGAAGAGCCUUGCCAGGACCUGCUCCCAGCUCCACGACGUGUUUGAGGACCCCGCACUCUGGUCCCUGCUGCACUUCCGUUCCCUCACUGAACUCCAGAAGGACAACUUCCUCCUGGGCCCGGCACUCCGCAGCCUCUCCAUCUGCUGGCACUCCAGCCGCGUGCAGGUGUGCAGCAUUGAGGACUGGCUCAAGAGUGCCUUCCAGAGAAGCAUCUGCAGCCGGCACGAGAGCCUGGUCAAUGAUUUCCUCCUCCGGGUGUGCGACAGGGUAAGAGGAUUAAAUGACACAGUGGCACCUGGCACAUAGUAGGCUUUCUGCUGUGCGCUCCCCACGGAGGCGGGAGGCGCCUGCACCGUCCUCGGGGACUCCGAUCGCCGUUGGACCGAAAUCACCUCGGUGGGGAGGACCUGACCACUCGGAGUUCGCCGACUUGCGCUCGGGGGUGACGGGGGCCAGGGCUGCCGCGCGCAGGGGUCUGGGGAGCCUCCGGGCGGAGCGACCCAGCGAGACCCCGCCGGCUCCCGGAGUGUCCUGGGGACCGCCACCUCCAGGAGCCCCGGUGGUGAUCUCGGUGAAGCAGGAGGAGGGGAAGCAGGGGCGCACGGGCAGAAGGAGCCACCGAGCCGCUCCUCCUUGCGGUUUUGCCCGCACGCGCGUCUGCCCGCCCACCUUUCCUGGGGCGGAUGCGUUCCCGCAGUGACCGCACUCGCGAUUGUAGAAAAUUCGCUCCCAAUUGUUGAAUGCUUACAUAAACUGCAUAGUUACCCAUAUUUUCUACUGUUCUCAUAAGGGAAAAAGAAAUGAUUUGGAAGAAAAAAAAAGCCUCAAACUAAACAAAAACAAAACCAGCAGCCCUGGCUAAGCUUUUGAUAAUGGAACCAUUAUAAGCUGACAAGCUAGAUUUUUCACCUGUUGGAUUUGCUGGACAUGAGCACAAGCCUAGGCUUCCAAUUUGAAUUUCAGGGCUGUAGUCACUGAUGUGUCACAUUUAGUGAAGGCUCUCGGCCCCCCGGCAGCCGCCUGGUCCUGGGUCACUGGGGAGAAUUCUGGGUGGGUGGAAGAGGCGAGGAGCACUGUGAUGGGCGCUGUUCACACUCCGGCUCCACCCAGCGCCAGCUGCGACAAAGCCCUUUACCCCUCCCAGGCCAGGUGUUUCUUCUGUGUGAAAGAGGAGCUUGAUCCCUACUCACAGGUUCCUUAAUUCAUUGCUCAAAUAGGGAAACGGCAAGGAAAAAGACAAAUUCUGUUCUCAUGAAGCUUACCUUCUAGUGGGGGAAGAGACAACAGGUAACUGGUAUAUAAGAGGGUAGAAGGGCCAGGUGCGGUGGCUCAAUGCCUGUAAUCCCAGCACUUUAGGAGGCCAAGAUGGGCGAUUCACGAGGUCAGGAGAUCGAGACCAUCCUGGCUAACAAGGUGAAACCCCCGUCUGUACUAAAAAAAAAUACAAAAAAUUAGCCGGGCGUGGUGGCGGGCACCUGUAGUCCCAGCUACUCAGGAGGCUGAGGCAGGAGAAUGGCGUGAACCCGGGAGGCGGAGCUUGCAGUGAGCCAAGAUCGUGCCACUGCACUCCAGCCUGGGCGACAGAGAGACUCUUGUCUCAAAAAAAAAAAAAAAAAAAAAAAAAUGGUAGAAAGUAUUUGGAAAAAAGUGCAGGCUGUAACAAGGGCUAUUAGGGAUUGCUGGCAAGAGAUUGGGGGGUGAAGCCUCUGAGAAAGGGUUGACCAAUGUAAGCCUCACUGAGAAGAUGACAUCUGAGGCAUGAAGUGAGGCAGGGGGCAUAGAUACUCCUGGCAGAGGAACAGUCAGUGCAGAGGCCGCGGACUACAGGCAUGGCUCAUGUGCAAGGAGAUCAGAGUGGCUGGAGCAGAGUGAAUGAGGAGGGAAGCUGAGUAGCAGGUAUCUGAGAAGCAAUGCAGCCCGCAGCUUAACUUCAACAUGCUUUUAAACUUUUUUCCCAUUCUCUUGAGUUUCAAGAUAUAACCUUGAGGAAACUCAAAAUCCUUUCUCCUUAGCCUUAAAAUAGACUCCACGUCCCUCCCCUUUCUCACCAGAUAUGCUCCCUUUUCAUUUAUCUAACUGUAUGCUACUAUUUAAUUGUGUGAUGUCUUAGAAGUUUCAGUGGCUAAUCUUGAGACAGACCAAGCCUGGAGACCCAGCUGCAAACCUCCAAAAAUUACUUCAAAAUGGCUAAUUAACAACCUGACCAUUGUUAAAAUAAUGUCAAUCCGAGGUCCAGGUGGACUGAAGCCCAAGAUAGCCACCAGAACAAAACACACAGACAUCAUACUCAGCCCAUUUCUUGCAUGCCUUCCUUAUCAAGUCUUCCCUUUUAAAAACCCUAAAAAUUGCUUUCCCCUCUAAAAAUUGAAGCAGUUACUUUAAAUAGCAAUCUGGCUACUUCCCCCUUUACUAGUUUUGGGUAAUAAAUUUGCUUUUUAUUACUAGA